Aspergillus novofumigatus IBT 16806 is the source of this 345-nucleotide messenger RNA. RefSeq lists its product as uncharacterized. The coding region runs from base 1 to 345 and encodes 114 amino acids. NCBI's taxonomy places the organism in Eukaryota, Fungi, Ascomycota, Eurotiomycetes, Eurotiales, Aspergillaceae. The record is from RefSeq and is a predicted model, not a curated record. The transcript is spliced from 2 exons.
AUGGGUGACAUCCUGCUCACUAUUGCCGAUAAUUGGAGCCCUGCGGAAGUAUUUGAAGUCUAUGUUGAUCAUGGUCAGCUACUCGGAAAGACUCACGGGCCUUUGACUUGCCCGGAGAACGAAAUGUCUAAUAGGGAACACUUGCUUGGCUUGAAGAAACUCGCAGUCGGAAUUGAUGCUCCAUCGCCUUAUGUGAGUAUCUCUCACGGAGGAUUCUGGGGAACUUUCAGGAUUCCGGCCGGAACCAACGUUAUCACUGUGAGAUUAGCUGACGCGAUUGAGUUGGAUUGGGGCUGGUGGUACGCAUUUUUUGCACAUCGGCUUGAUGAACCAUGCUCAAGUUAA